AUGGACUAUACAGCUAUUAUCUAUAAUCAUCUAACUUCAGAAAAAGAAAGUUUACAGAAAAUAAUUUUCCAUCACAAAUUUCAAAAUCCUGACAUGAACUUUACUCAAGUAACUACAUCAGCAAUGAAGAUAAUUUUCCUAACCUUUCUCAUCACUGUGUCUUGUGGUCCAUCAGAGAAAAAAAGAAGAGAAAUUGAAGAGAGAAAAAGGGAAUGUUACCUUGUUCGUGGUAUUUGUAAGACUGAAUGCAACUCCUGGGAAUACAUAUAUAAUUACUGUAAUGUUGAACCCUGCUGUGUGAUACGGGAAUACCAAAAACCAGUCACACCUACAGCUUAUAGAGAUAAAAAGUUUUCUGAUUUAACAUACAACACUACAGCCAUAUCAUAUUAUGAAUAA
Molecule: messenger RNA, 399 nt
Organism: Orycteropus afer afer
Lineage: Eukaryota; Metazoa; Chordata; Mammalia; Tubulidentata; Orycteropodidae
Gene: DEFB113
Product: defensin beta 113
Biological process (GO): innate immune response
Cellular component (GO): extracellular region
Source: RefSeq, a predicted model, not a curated record